AACGGUGGAGACAAUCCAGGCAUUGAUACUCCUGGCUGCCACCGACACGCUGAUGUAGCCAUGUUGGACUGGAAAUGCGAUCCUACAAUUCCUGUCAUGGUUCAGGCGGAUAUCGAUUUCAUGGAGUAUUCACAGCAAUCACACAUUAAUGUUUCAGAUGGCACAACACAUGCUGUCGACACCGCGGCCGAUCGGCCAUAUGACUCGGGUUCCCUGCAGUCAACCGAUGACCUGGUAUUUACUGGAUUCAGCGAUCCGGACGAUGCUCAAGACAUCCCAACGGAGACCUAUGAUGCUUCCCUGCAGUCAACCGAUGACCUGGUGUUUACUGGAUUCAGCGAUCCGGACAACGCUCAAGACGUGCCAACGGAUACGCAUUAUGGUAACUGCAUAUCGAAGCUGGAAUGCAAGCCUUCAAUGAUCACGCCCAAUGAGCACUGCAAUAUUAUGGAUUUCGCUGGAUGUUUGAUAUCAUCACGCACCAACAACAGUUAUUCCAGUGGCAUAUCGGCCAUGGUGACGUUUGACGGUUCCGACCCAUGUAGCCAACCAUCGACAUCGAUGUCGGAGGGCGCUCUUGUCAAUAAAGAGCCCAGUAUUUACAUUGAAGCUCGUUCUCAGGAGAGUAUCGAUGUAGCUACUUCUCCUCCACUGAAGUCAAGAUUACGUGACCGCAUGAAGCAGAAGCCCACUGGAAAGAUGCCCGUCACGAGGCAUCCGACAUUGCAACCUACACGACCUGUGCUAUUUGCCGCCAAACGGAACACCAUUAGGCAGAAGGUUAAGCCAACAAAUCGGAAGUCGAACAAGAACAAAUACACUCUACAAGAUCUCGUGGACGAAACACUGGCACAGUUGAAUGACACACCUUCAACACCUUGUAUUGAUAUGUUUUUGAUGGACCAAAACGGAUAUCAGUUUGUUCAAUCUACAAUCCGUUCUCACCAUGAGUCAUGGUUGGCGGUGGCUGGGUAUGUUGCAUCACUCCUGCGCAAAAAACUGAUACAUGGUGAUAUGAGAAAAAUGGCGUUGUCUUUGAUGUCAAUCGAAUUCUGGCUGAACGACAUAGCAAAGGAAUGCCGCGACGGCUUCCUGCAUAAGGACACAGACAUCCUGAUGUCACCAUUUGCCGAUCAUGUCCUGCAGGAAUUUUCAACUCGAGCACUAUCAGACGAGGCAUCUGUGUGUAGUGUAUUGCAGAGGAUUUGGAGUCAUGACAUCGGUAAUGAUGUGAUGUCGGUGCUGCGAUAUUUACUUCGCAACACUAAACAUCACAACGAUGACCCAUACGCGCCCGGCCUUAGGGUUCUAGCAGUUCUCACAAAGUCCAUGACGAGCGUGCAAUUGGGUUAG
Molecule: messenger RNA, 1353 nt
Organism: Suillus paluster
Lineage: Eukaryota; Fungi; Basidiomycota; Agaricomycetes; Boletales; Suillaceae
Exons: 8
Source: RefSeq, a predicted model, not a curated record